Molecule: messenger RNA, 3428 nt
Organism: Myxocyprinus asiaticus (Chinese sucker)
Lineage: Eukaryota; Metazoa; Chordata; Actinopteri; Cypriniformes; Catostomidae
Product: circumsporozoite protein-like
Exons: 2
Coding region: 1076-1723 (215 amino acids)
Source: RefSeq, a predicted model, not a curated record
UUCACGGAGGAUGCAUUAAAUUUAUCAAAAAAUACAGUAAGGACAUUUAUAUUGUUACGAAUGGCUUUGAGUUUUAAAUAAAUGCUGUUCUUCAAACUCUCUCUUUAGUACACAAUCAUUGCAGCAAUGAAAACUGUGCAAUCUGCUUCUCAUGGACAAACUUCUCCCAGAACUGCUCAACUCUUCAAACUUGUAGUAAAUUCAUCCAUCCAUAAUACUUUUUUCUAAUCUUAUAUCAUCCAAUCUUUAUUGUUCUUUUGCUCAUUCUACCCUUUUCUCUCUUUGAAACUGUCGUGAAGGCCAGCAUCCCAGAAUCUUCUCUUCACUGUUGCAGAUGGAACUGCCGUAGGAAUGCAAUGUUCAAUGACACUGCAUGCUGAGCACUAGAGAGUCUUAAUGUAAAGACUUAUUGUUGUAAAUCUGGGCAGCUCAAUUCUGUCUGUCCUGGAUCUAGAUCCAUUUGUUUUCUUCUUUUAAGACAGCAGUGCACAGAAUAGCAUUGAUCUCUCAAAAGAAGAACAGACUAAUGAGUUUCUAGAUACAUUUGUUUUGGGUUCAUUUUUAUAACCUGAAUUUGACUUGUAAGUGUAUGCUUAGUGACUUGCAAGAAAUGCAAGAGUACUAAAAAACACAAUGUAUUGCAAUUUCAUUAAGCAGACCAGGAGAGCACAGCAGGGGAACAAGAGGAGCUGAGGGCCAUGGGUGAUCAGGAGAGGUCACUGGAGGGCAAGAUAAAACAGGAGGCCAAGGCAGAGAGGGCGGAGGGUCCGGAGACCAACGUGAACCAGGAGACCAGGGCAGAGUGGGCGGAGGGCCCGGAAACCAGCGUGGACCAAAAAACCAGGACGGAGCGGAUGAGAGGCCCGGAGACCGACAUGAACCAGGGGACAAGGGUGGAGCAGGCGGAGGGCCCAAAGACCAGGGUGAACCAGGUGGACGGCCAGGAGAACAGAGUGGACCAGGCGGAUGACCAGGAGACCAGGGCAGAACAAGCAGAUAGCCAGGAGACCAGGGUGGACCAGGCAAGGCAGCAGAUGACCCCUGCGAACCUGGCAGAUGGCUGUUAGAGGCUGGAAUGGUCAAGGCAACAGGGGACUCAAAGGGUUCAGAGUGCAGGGUAGCUGGAGACUCAGAGGGCUCAGAGGUUAUGGUGUCUGGGGACUCCGAGGGCUCAGAGGUUAUGGUGUCUGGGGACUCCAAGGGCUCAGAGGUUAUGGUGUCUGGGGACUCCAAGGGCUCAGAGGUUAUGGUGUCUGGGGACUCCGAGGGCUCAGAGGUUAUGGUGUCUGGGGACUCCGAGGGCUCAGAGUGCAAGGCACUAGGAGACUCUUGGGGCAGGGCCGCUGGAGACUCUGGGGGCAGGGCCGCUGGAGACUCUGGGGGCAGGGCCGCUGGAUGCAGAGGUUCAGAGGGUGACCAGAGCAAGGUCAAGGCAGCCAAUGGUGCAGCGGUCAAGGCGGCUGGUGUCGCAGCAGUCAAGGCGGCCGGCAACAGGACAGGAGGUGAACAGGACGGAAACAAGAGGAGCUUAGGGCUAUGGGUGAUUAGGAGAGGCCACUGGGGUAAAGAUGGCCAAGGUGGCGGGUCAGGAAACCGACGUGAACCAGGAAACCGGGGUAGAGGGCUCAGAAGUCAGAGCAGCUGGGGACUCAGAGGGUUCAGAGGUCAAGGCAACAUGGGACUCAAAGGGUUUAGGGGUCUCAGAGGUUAUGGCAUCUGGUGACUCAGUGGGCUCAGAGGUCAGAGCAGCUGGGGACUCAGAGGGUUCAGAGGUUAUGGUAUCUGGGGACUUAGAGGGCUCAGAGGUUAUGGUAUCUGGGGACUCAGAGGGCUUUGAGCUCAGAGCAGCUGGGGACUCAGAGGGCUCAGAGAGCAAGGCACUAGGGGACUCAGAGGGCUCAGGGAGCAAGGCACAAGGGGACUCAGAGGGAGAGGAACUAGAAGUUUCUGGGGGUGGGGCUGCUGCAGGCAGAGGUUCAGAGGGCAACCAGAGCAAGUUCAAGGCGACUGGCGACGCAGAGGUCAAGGGAAUGGCCUCCGUGGCCGGAAGUGCUGGCAUUGGUGUAGUAGGGGACGUGGUCUCCUGGUCUACUGAGGUUGAGAGAGCACUGAGGUUGGGACCUUUCUCCCCCUUCUCCUCUUAAAGCCCCUCGUCACAGGUGAGAGAGCGCUGGAUGCCGCAGGGGGUACUUUCAAACCCCACAGUAUUCACACUUGCCUCCAUGCAGGCAGGACUUCACAGUCUCUUUGAGUCCAAAAUGGUAGAUGUCCUUGAAUGUGACAUCUCCCCAGUUGAGGACAUGGGUGAGUUUGCAGAACUGCUCUGUAUAUUGCUCGAUGGUAUUGCUUCCUUGCCUUAGAGAGAGAUCCAUAGGGUUGUGGUCAGUUGAUCUGUAAUGUUCUGGGAGUGAAAAGAUGAGAAUGCAUAUCUAAGUGCAGCCUUUUAAUAAAGAAACUAGAAACACAACCGAAAACAAGAAGCACUGGGGACAAGAAAUAAAAAUAAAUGAGUAUACAAACACUACAGCUUGGAAAGGAAAACAACUGACAAAGAACACAGGAAAACUAAGGAGUAUAUACACAAGGAGCAAAUGAGAAAACGAGGAACACCUGGAACUAAUAAUCACAGGGACCAAUAAACAAAGACAACGAAAAGAACUACAAAACCCAUAAUAAAACACAAGACGAGCAAUAAACAUUAAAUGGAAAACCUUACAUUAAAACUAUGGCUUCCACCAAAAACAUGGUUACUACAAUAUUACUAUAGUAAAACCAUGGUUAAUAUUACCUGGAUCAAACCUUUCUCUCAACGUGGAACAGGAGACCAGGGCGGUUCCCCGACCUUAACAGUGACCAAAUCACUGCGAGGAAAUCAACCUCUAGAUUAACUUCUAUAUAAUUAUUAUUAUAAGUAGUAUAAAAGGAAAUAUCAUGAGUGGAGACCAAGAACAGGAUGGGAAAAAGUGAGGCAAAAGAGGGAAUCAAACCCGGGUCGUACGAGAAAAGCACAUCCAUAGCAUCUUUACACACCACGCAAUUGAAGCAACACUUGGAGGUGCAGUUUGUCUUUAAUUUCACUGUUUACACCAGACUAUUUGAGUGCAAAUAGCCACGCUGUGUGGCAGGUGCUAUUUACACCCAGUGCAAAUAGUCACUUGUGUGUUUUAUUUUUUUUACACAAGUUGCAAACAUGUUAUCCAAUAAACCUGGAUGAAACUCUCCAUUCUUUUUCCAGUAAUAUACAUUUUUCUAUCUUUUGAUUUAGUAUAGUUUCAUGUGACUAUUCUCCCCAGCUAUUUAGGUCCAUUAACAAAUGCAAUUAUUUUUUCCUGUAAAUUUAAUGGCAUGGAUAAAAUAUUCACUCGUCAGUAACUGCACAUCAACAUCAAAUCAAUUUUGAAUUGAUAUUAUGAUCAAGAAAGUUCAAU